GUAAUUUCAAACUGAAGUCACAAAUGUCACAUGAAUGGGACAGUGAUUGAAAUGCUUAGAUACAAGAAAGCCUAUAUACCAUUCCAUCUCUAUCCCUUCACCAAAGACUACUUCGUUUUCAUCUCAAAAUGAAGCUCUUAGGCAUCUUUGCAUGCACAAUUACUCCAGUUGAAGCAGCAGGAGGAAUUCAUCAUGGCCGUUCCUUCCAACCAUCCCCACUUUCCCUACGUCCCCCAACAAGUUUCCCAGGACCUCAUCCCAAAAACCCUUCUAUCCCUAGACCAAUAAUCGAUCUCGGCUACGAACGUCAUCAAGCCAUGGUCAAUUCCACCGGUCACUACAACAACUUUAGCAAUAUUCCAUACGCCAUUCCACCUCUCCAAGAUCUUCGUUUUUCAAAGCCUCUUCCUAUAAAUAGUACUUCUUCGCAUAUCAAUCAUGGUUCCAUAGGUCAUAUAUGUCCACAAGCUCAUCCAGAUUGGUGAAAGAUGCCGGUUUACUGGUUGCGUUGUACACUUUGGGGCUUAUCAAUAAUAUAGACCCAAGUCACUUGAAACCAGAUCCAUUUCAAGGGGUUCCUCAUGGCUGGGAGAGCGAGGAUUGUUUGCUGUUGGAUGUAGUUGUGCCAGAGGGAGUGGCCGAGGCGGUGAAGGAAGAUGAUGAUUUUGUUCCUUUGCCGGUAAUUGUUUGGAUCCAUGGAGGAGGCUUCGCAUUCGGACAUAAAAAUCAAGAUGGAAGCCCAUAUAGUUUUUUCAAUGCUUCAAAAUUCACACCAGACAGUGUAGCUAUCCGCGGUAGUGUGAUAUUCGUUUGUUCCCCUCUCCUGUAUAGUUGCUCACAGCUCACUAGAAGGGAUUUUAUUUACAGAUAUCAAAUCUGUGGAAAACGAUGAUACAUUUGCAGCAUUCAUACGGAACAGUUUACCGGGAUUGAAAGAUGAAGAUGUGGAGUAUAUUGUCAAAUAUUUAUAUCCUUUGGAAGAGGAAAAUACAGGAGUUCUACAUAAAUUACUCAGAGGUGCGAAUGCCACCGCGCAAUUGAGCACAAUUUGCAAUGCUGUUUAUUUGCUUGAUGCUUUUGGGGAUGAGGAGAGUUAUAAAUAUGUUUUUGGGGUGGAACCAGGUGUUCAUGGACAGGAUGUUGGGUUUUCGGUUAGUCGAUUCGUUCUUGAUGUUCUAUUUUCUUUCUCAAAGAUUCUAACUAUAUACAUGGUUCUAUCAAAAACCACCCUCCGAUCCAACAGAUAUAUACAACACGGGAAAAUCUCUCCCAUCAACUGAGAUUAUUGCACAAACACUUCAAGCCUAUAUUGUUGGAUUUGUGAAAGAAGGAGAUCCGAAUCGCGGGUUGAUAGGACCGGAGUUUCCAGUUUAUAAAGAUGGGAUUGUGAUUCUUGGAUCGAAGGAAAAUGGAAGUAUGAUUGUACCGGAAGGAGAUGUGAGGGUAGAAGGCGAUACGUGGGUUGAUGAGGGGACGAGAGAAAGAUGUAAGUGGUGGGGUGAAGCGAGAUAUCAGGAUGGAUAUGAGGGAGGUGAUGAAGAUGAUGGGGACGAUGGAAGUGAUGGGGAUGGGGACGAUGGAAGUGAUGGGGAUGGGGACGGGGAUGGAAAUGACGGAAACGAGAAUAACGAUGACCAAGACGAUGAGAACGAGGAUACUCUGUCCAGCCUUAAACUAAACAGUAUACCUCUUGGGAAGACCUCACACUCGUUAAAGAGUUGGAAAAACAAACCUUUUUCAUCUCAACUUCAAACCACCGACUCCACCACACCCACAUUUUCUGAUAUCUUCAAAACGAAAAACAAUGGUAAGAAGGUGGAAUGGCAUUCGGAAUGGAAAGCCGACUGGAUAGGUAGUAGUAGAAAUGCUUUUGUAGACACUGAGGGAAGUGAUAAUAAAGGAAAGGAUAGUGUGUGAACGGAGUGAAUAACUUCAAUUCAAUUACCACUGUAAUAUAGCAACUAUAAUAAAGCCCUAAGCGAAUGCGAAAGAGACUAGCUCUUUCUGUAAGCCUUUAUAAGGCUUACUACUUUCGAUACGUAGCUAGCUCUUUAGACAGAAUACAAUUAGACAUACA
Molecule: messenger RNA, 2077 nt
Organism: Botrytis cinerea B05.10
Lineage: Eukaryota; Fungi; Ascomycota; Leotiomycetes; Helotiales; Sclerotiniaceae
Exons: 3
Coding region: 129-485 (118 amino acids)
Source: RefSeq, a predicted model, not a curated record